AUGAAGCUGGACGUGUUGUUCUGGGCGCUGAUCGGCUUCUCCCAGCUUGCAACGUGGAACAUCCACUUUGAGAACUGGGAGCACGGGUGGGGCAACCACAACGCCUUCUGGGCCAGAAGACUCCCUGUCGGCGUUCCCGCUGCUGCCCUGACGCAUCUGGGAACGCUGGCGUUCGUGGUCGCAGUGCUUCAGCUGACUCGCAAGCGCCUGCUCAUGGCCCUGGGCCUGCUCCUCGGCCUCCCCUUCGUGUGGUGGGUCCUUUACCACUGCUGGGUGCCCUAUCUCUUCGACUGCAACAGCCUCUGGCACCACGGCGGCAGCUACCGCCACUUUGACUUCAAGAGCAUGGCGUGGAAGUCGGGCGUCGACUACGCAAAGCCCAAGGUCAUGCUGAGGGCGUGGGCCAAGGAGUACCGCGACAGCAUUCGCGUGGUGCCGCUCCUGCACGACUCGCCCUUCUUUGUCGACCUCGGCAGCAUGCUGCUCACGGCGCUGCUCGUCCUGGCCUACUACUACUCGCUCAAGGCCUUCGUGUGGCCGCGCGACGGCUGCGACGAGGUGGUCGACCAGCCGGCCACCGACAAGAACGCGGGCAAGAAGAAGCAAGAGGAGGAGAAGAAGCAACAGAAGGAGAAGGUAGACGAGAAGAAGAAGAAGCAGCAAGAGGAAGUACCUACCAAGAGCGGGAGCAGCAGCAGGAAGCAGGGGGAGACGAAGAAGGGCGCUGCUGGUGCGACGCCUUCGAAGAGCAGCAAGAAGAACAACUGA
Messenger RNA from Acanthamoeba castellanii str. Neff, 768 nucleotides. RefSeq lists its product as uncharacterized. The record is from RefSeq and is a predicted model, not a curated record. The coding region runs from base 1 to 768 and encodes 255 amino acids. The transcript is spliced from 4 exons. NCBI's taxonomy places the organism in Eukaryota, Discosea, Longamoebia, Acanthamoebidae.